Messenger RNA from Suillus subalutaceus, 963 nucleotides. RefSeq lists its product as uncharacterized. The record is from RefSeq and is a predicted model, not a curated record. Lineage: Eukaryota; Fungi; Basidiomycota; Agaricomycetes; Boletales; Suillaceae. The transcript has 6 exons. Bases 271 to 963 code for a protein of 230 amino acids.
GAUCUAACACAGGCAAGCUCCAAGUCGACCUCAUGGCAGACAUUCCCUUAAAGGUUAGCGCUUCAGCAACGUUCUCUGACCUCUCACGAGCGAAAAACUACAACCUAAAUUUUUUCUAAUGCAUUUACACGCUGACUAGUACAGUUGCAACGAAAAGUACAUACAUUCGUUAUAUCCAACUCCCUGCCAUAGAACAGGAUUGACGACAAGGGCAGUACUUCAAGCGGAGCUUAUAUAGGGGGAGUGUAAGAACAAUCCAGAUAGUCGUACAUGCUCGUACAUGACACUGUUGUGACACUGCAACGAGAACAAGAGCUUGGGGAAGCUCCGGUUUGCGGCGUUCACAUACAUUGCAUAAUUGGUCUGUGGUUUGGAAAGCAUUUCUGGAUUGCGACGAGUAUCACUGAGUUCAUUACGCUUCUAAGUCUCAGGGGUGUUCAAUAUUCAAUCAUGCGAUUUGACUUUAUCUGUACCGCUCUGAACUCAUCGCAAAUCUCGGUUGCGACGAAGGGAUUUGGAGACGUGGAGCAGGACAACAAGGGAUUAGUACACCGGCCAGCGAUGAACCCGCUGAAGUCGGAUUUCUCUAAUCUGUCUGGCGAAACCUGCGCCACUUUGGGCAUUCAUAUUUCUAAGUUCGCACUCCCUGUGCAAGUACAGGCGACACAACAGUAUCUCACUCGUGCAGACCUAGAACAAGUCAUUACGCCGGCUGUAUACGGCCACCUCCAGACACUGACAAACCACGCUGAUCAGUGCUCGCCUGUCAUGAUGAUGUGGUUGGGCCCAGACGGAAUCUUGUAUCGUCAUGCCGGUGGCUCGGGACGUCGUCACAUCAUAUUAUUAGCGAUGAGUCAAGAGACGCCGAGCGACAACCACAACAGCUAUCGAACAGACGGCGUUAGGACAUACGGAAUACAAUUGCGUAGGCUAUACCUAUCACACAGACGAGCACGGAGCUGA